CUCAUAGCGGAGCUGGCGGAGCUAGUGUAUAUUCAUAUUUGUGAACCAAUGUAAUUUUUCCUUUGUAUCGAAUAUACCCAAGUCUCGAUGCAGUAUGUCUACCAUUAAUUUACUGGACUAAAACAUAAUUCAUUCUAUUUUCAUGUCAGAUUUAAGUCAUCUCGAUGCACGUUGAAUCUUCUCGGUCUAGCAUAGUUUUGCUUGCUAGCAGCUACCAAAGAGACACGUUUGUUAUUAUUAACACAUAGCCACGCAAAGAUCAAGUGUGAGAUUAAAGUGUUUUUUAAUUAUCGUGUGAAAAUGGGGACAAGAAGGACAAUAGAGUACGAGGAGGAACUUUGUGGAACAAAAGAGGACGAGCGACAACGGCAAACACUGGACGUUGUUUACAAGAAGUCUCGAAUUGGGUUAUGCACAGCAGAUGCCAGUGAAUAUGUUUGCCCUGAGCAACUCAAGUCAGAGUCACCUCACAUUAAAGAAGAAGUGGAGGUCAAAGAGCACUACCAGAUUAUGGAAGAAGAGGGGUUGGAGCCUACUGAUGUUAAGGAGGAAGAGGAGCCAGAGCCAUUUCACAUAAAGACAGAGAAGGAUGAGGAAGAGUACUCUUACUUCAAAGAGGAGGACGUGCACCCCAAUGUCAAAAAAGAGGUGCCACAGCUCUUCCACAUUAAACAGGAAGAGAAGGAGGCUAGCACCGAGUUGCCAUUUUUGGGCGUCCCUUUGAAGAAUGAAAAUGAAAGUCGCAGUGAGGAAGAUAGAGGGGCGGAUCCACCAAGCAUCAGCGCAAGUGACCACAUGACAACAGGGGAUGGAGACCACUGUGGAGCAUCACAGGCAGAAGGCCUCAUCGCGCCGCUAUCAGAUUGUGACGACACAACGGCACUUUCCCCUGACACUGAUGAUGACGAUGGAGAACAGUCUGGAGGUCAUGGGACAGGUCACCCAGACAACAAACGUUGGGAGUGUCCUCUGUGUGGGAAAACUUUAGCUUAUAAAUGGGAUUUGAAACGACACAUGAGAAUACACACUGGAGAGAAGCCUUUUGCCUGCACAGUUUGUGGGAAAAGAUUCUCUCAAAGGACCUUUUUGACGACACACACAAGAACGCACACUGGUGAAAAACCUUUUGCGUGCUCAGUUUGUGACAAAAGAUUCGCUCAGAAAGGAAGCUUGAAAGUACAUGUAAGAACACACACCGGAGAGAAACCUUUUACCUGUGCAGUCUGUGGUAAAAGAUUCUCUGAAAAGGGAAAUCUAAGAAUACAUACAAGGACACAUUCUGGUAAGAAAUCUUUUGCGUGCCCAGAUUGUGGUCAAAUAUUCUCUGAAAAACAAAAUUUAGUUAUACACAGGAAAAUACACACUUUUGCCUGCUCUGUUUGUGGUAAAAUAUUCUCUCAAAAGCACAAUUUAAAAAUACACAUAAGAAUACACACUGGUGAAAAACCUUUUGCCUGCUCAGUUUGUGAUCAAAGGUUCACUCAUAGUCGAAGCCUGAAAACACACGCGGCAACACACACGGGAGAUAAACGGUUUUCGUGCGUAGUUUGUGGUCAAAGAUUCACUCAUGAGAGACAUUUGAGAACCCACAUAAGAUCCCACCCUGGUAAAAUACUAUUUGCCUGUUCAGUUUGUGGUAAAAAAUUCCCUUGUAAGGGAAGCGUAAUACAGCACACAAAAACGCACACUGGUGAAUAAUAAACAACAACUUUUAAACUGCUGUGAUCAAAGCUCUCCUGCCUUCACUGGAGGCAAAUCCUAUCUAAAAUCGGCAAUGUUGACCAUACUCUGACACCAGUCAGGACUUGGAUCAAACACCCCCAAUCAAGAGGUCAAGUAGCCCACACUCCCGUAGCACCCUUCACAGGACUCGCGAGGGAGACAUUAAAACAUCGCCUCUAAGUCCACAAAGCACGUGGGCAUGUUGGAUGAACUCCAUGCACCUGCCAGGACCCCGCAGAAGGGUAGGACUGCUCUACAUUUCUACACCAGAGCAAAAUCAAACAAAUAUUCAUAUAGAUAUUUCAAAACAUGUCAUGCUGCCGCAAGUCUGAGAAAUUUACUGCAAAGACAAUAAUUGAAAAUCGGUUUAGGCAGUCCUGAUGCCAAGUAUGUUUGAACAUGAUGUUUUUUAAGGACAGUCCACAACAGAAGUCCAAUCACAGAACACUGCUGCCGUUCUGGACCCUUCCUCCAAAUCAUGCCGCUCCAGGGCUCAUAUUCUGUUGUUUAAUAUUGAAAUUAAUUACAACACUGAUGUUAGAUAACCUACACAAUCUAUCCAUAAAUUUAUGUUUGACAAGUUGACAUUGUAUAGUACUACAACACAGGUGGUUUGUUAGCUUUUGAACACAGUGUUUUCCACAUGAUGAAUCCCACUAAAGUUUUAUACAGAUACGCACCGGUCCAAUUUGAUUGUCUACUAUUAUCAUUGGCUGGCAUUAUGAAUCCCACUAAGCUUAGCCUUCCCUAGCAAUAGAGCUCGUGCAGAUGAUGUCACAGUUUGCACGGCGCCAUAUUGUCAAACCUAGCUGUUCUGCACUGCGGAAGCCGUUGAACCAGAGCAAAUUUUUCAAAUUGCCCGAGACCUGUUGUGCUGUUGGUUGUCACAACAGACGAGACAGAUAUUCUAAGAUAUCAUUCUAUGGAAUCCUAGCUGAAAAGACCAGAAAAUAUCAAUGAAUUUCGGCAAUUAAACGUGAUGGAUGGUGCCCAAACAAAAUACACACACGCCUGUGUAGUGAUUGCUUCAUUUCAGGAAGGAAUUAUUCUUCUCAAUCUCAAAUUACCAAGAAGUAUGUAUAAUGCCAAGUUGGCACAUUUGAGAACAAUACGUAUUAAAAAACAGUCUGUCGCAGAGGUUUACGGAGUUUAAGUGUGUACGUUCCGUGGAGAUGACUCCAUCCUCUUUUCUUUUUUUCAAACAUAGUUAACGAAUGACAGUGUGUGUAAAACCCGGGUCAUUUAUUUAAAUAUUGGCAUUUGGAUUGAAUACUAGCUGAAAAGAUCGAUUCAGAUCCAGCAACGAAGUAUUUAUCUAAUUUUUCCACGUACCUUCGUUUAUUUUCACCUUCUAAAUGUCUAACGGUAUCAGUGUCGUGCUGUAAGACAUUUUCGUGUCGUCUCCAACCGACUUAGCAUUGAACAUUGCUUUGCUAGACCGGCAAUAUAGCAACGUAAACAAACCUCUAUAACAAACCUGAUUGUGUUUAUUGACAGAUUUGAUGCUAUUUGUAAUUGUCACCUUGUUACAUCUGCAUAGCCUGCCAUUGCUGUGAUGCAGCAGCCACUCAUAUUGCUUUUUUGUUCUGUUAUUGUUCUCCCAAAAACUUCAGUGGAAUUCCUAAUAAUGGGCCUUUUCUUACUUCAAAACUGUUAAGCCUGAUGAAGACAUGCAUGCAGAAAUGUAUCGGAGUUUUUGAGCAUGA
Syngnathoides biaculeatus (alligator pipefish) is the source of this 3428-nucleotide messenger RNA. Its product is annotated as zinc finger protein OZF-like. Gene Ontology annotation, biological process: regulation of transcription by RNA polymerase II. Bases 301 to 1698 code for a protein of 465 amino acids. NCBI's taxonomy places the organism in Eukaryota, Metazoa, Chordata, Actinopteri, Syngnathiformes, Syngnathidae. The record is from RefSeq and is a predicted model, not a curated record. Gene Ontology annotation, molecular function: RNA polymerase II cis-regulatory region sequence-specific DNA binding; DNA-binding transcription factor activity. The transcript is spliced from 2 exons.